This is a messenger RNA of Chanos chanos (milkfish), 7160 nucleotides long. RefSeq names its product tetratricopeptide repeat domain 28 (gene ttc28). The coding region runs from base 39 to 7160 and encodes 2373 amino acids. The record is from RefSeq and is a predicted model, not a curated record. The transcript is spliced from 25 exons. Gene Ontology annotation, molecular function: protein binding. Lineage: Eukaryota; Metazoa; Chordata; Actinopteri; Gonorynchiformes; Chanidae.
UUUCAAGCUGUUGUUGUUUGACAUCAAAGUAGGACGGGAUGGAGAAACAAGGAACAAGACGGGAAAAGUUUUCGAUCUUCGGCCCACGGGCGCUUGGGAGAGCGGUUCACGUGGCAACGGAGGGUCCAGGCCUCAGCAAGGCGGAGUUCAUGGACAAAGUGCGACGGAGCAACGAGGCGUGCCAGCACGGAGACUUCCAGAUGGCCGUGAAGCUGUACGGGGAGGCCCUGCGCGCCGACCCCCAGAACUGCAUCCUCUACAGCAACCGCUCAGCUGCCCACCUCAAACUGGGCCAGUACCAGACCGCCCUGGAUGAUGCCGUGAAGGCUCGUCUGCUUAACCCUAAGUGGCCCAAGGCAUACUUCCGACAGGGUGUUGCCCUCCAGUACUUGGGGCGCCAUGCCGACGCGUUGGCCGCCUUCGCCUCCGGACUGGCCCAGGACCCCAAGAGUCUGCAGCUACUGGUGGGAAUGGUGGAAGCUGCCAUGAAAUCUCCGCUGAGAGAAUCCUUGGAGCCAACCUAUCAGCAGCUGCAGAAGAUGAAACUGGACAAGAGCCCGUUUGUGGUGGUGUCUGUGAUUGGUCAGGAGCUGCUGACCGCCUCCCACCACGGCGCCUCAGUGGUGGUUCUGGAGGCAGCACUGAAGAUUGGCACCUGCAGCCUGAAGCUACGCGGCUCCGUCUUCUCCGCCCUCAGCAGCGCCUACUGGUCGCUUGGCAACGCGGAGAAGAGCACCGCCUACAUGCAGCAGGACUUGGAAGUGGCCAAAACGUUAGGUGACCAGACUGGUGAAUGUAGAGCUCACGGCAACCUGGGGUCAGCGUUCUUCUCUAAGGGGAAUUAUCGUGAAGCUCUGACCAAUCACAGGCACCAGCUAGUCCUGGCCAUGAAACUGAAGGACAGAGAGGCUCUGAUCCUCCUCCCAAUGUUUUCUGUCACCCAGUCUCCUGAUGUUCGGCUCCUGGGAUUGAACCCCGGAGAAAGGGGGUCCAUUAGUAUUCCUGCACAGGUACGAAGAACUUUUUGGCUUGAAAGGAGCUUGAAAGAGUCAAGGGAAGGCAGAGCUGCAUCUUCUACAGGAAUCAUCCAUCAAAUGAAAGGAGAUUAUGAGACUGCUCUGAAACUGCACAAAGCUCAUCUCACCAUUGCCCAGGAGCUCAACGACUACGCCGCCCAGGGCAGGGCCUACGGAAACAUGGGAAAUGCUUACAACGCCCUCGGUGCCUUCGACCAGGCGGUUCGCUAUCACAGACAGGAGCUGCAGAUUUCCAUGGAGGUCAACGACCGUGCCUCGCAGGCGUCCACCCACGGCAACUUGGCGGUGGCCUACCAAGCUCUAGGGGCCCACGACCGAGCACUGCAGCACUACCAGAACCAUCUCAACAUCGCCCGUGAGCUCCGAGACAUUCAGAGCGAAGCCCGAGCGCUGAGCAACCUCGGCAACUUCCACUGUUCCCGCGGCGAGUUCCCGCAAGCCGUACCCUACUACGAGCAGUACCUGCGUCUCUCCCCGGACCUGCAGGACAUGGAGAGCGAGGGAAAAGUCUGCCACAAUUUGGGCUACGCGCACUAUUGCCUGGGCAGCUUCCAGGAGGCUGUGAAAUACUACGAGCAGGACCUGGCGCUGGCUAAAGACCUUCACGACAAGCUGAGUCAGGCCAAGGCCUACUGCAAUUUGGGCCUGGCUUUCAAAGCCCUGGGAGACUACAACAAAGCGGAGGAGUGCCAAAAGUACCUCCUCUCUCUGGCCCAGUCGCUCAACAACUCGCAGGCUCGAUUCCGCGCCCUGGGUAACCUGGGCGACAUCUUUGUGUGUAAGAAAGACGUGCCAGGAGCCAUCAAGUUCUACGAGCAACAGCUGGCGCUGGCGCAUCAGGUCAAAGAGCGCAAAAUGGAGGCGAACGCCUACGCGGCUUUGGGAGCCGCCUACCGGAUGUUGCAGAAAUAUGACAAGGCCCUGGGCUACCACACCCAAGAGCUGGAAGUUUACCAGGAGCUCGGGGACAUUCAAGGGGAGUGCCAGGCCCACAGUCACCUUGCGGCGGUCUACAUGUCCUUGGGCAAAUACACCAUGGCCUUCAAGUGUUACGAGGACCAGCUGGAGCUGGGACAGAGACUGAAGGACCCUAGCGUGGAGGCACAGGUGUAUGGCAACAUGGGCAUCACGAAGAUGAACAUGGGCGUGAUGGAAGAGGCCAUUGGCUACUUUGAGCAGCAGCUGGCGAUGCUGCAGCAGCUGAGCGGCAACGAGGCGGUCCUGGACAGGGGGCGGGCCUACGGUAACCUGGGCGACUGUUACGAUUCGCUCGGGGACUACGAGGAAGCCAUCAAGUACUACGACCAGUACCUGUCGGUGGCUCAGAGUCUGAACCACAUGCAAGACCAGGAGAAAGCCUACAGAGGCCUGGGGAACGGACACAGGGCUAUGGGGAACCUGCAGCAGGCUCUGGUAUGUUUCGAGAAGAGGCUGGUUGUGGCUCAUGAACUGGGUGAAUGUGGUGGGAAGGCCCAGGCGUACGGGGAGCUGGGCAGCCUUCACAGCCAGCUGGGUAACUACGAGCAAGCCAUCUCCUGCCUGGAGCGCCAACUGGCCAUCGCCCGGGAUACCCAGGACCGGCUCCUGGAGGGCCACGCCAGCUGCGGCCUGGGCUCCGUGUACCAGCUGAUGGGCGAGUACGACACGGCCCUGCAGUUCCAUCAGCUGGACCUGCAGAUCGCGGAGGAGACGGGUAGCGCCAGCUGCCAAGGCCGGGCGUACGGGAACCUGGGCCUGACGUACGAGUCGCUGGGCAACUUCGAGCGGGCGGUGGUGUACCAGGAACAGCACCUGAGCAUUGCGGCACAGACCAACGACCUGGUGGGCAAGACGCUGGCCUACAGCAGCCUGGGACGCACCCAUCACGCCCUACAGAACUACUCACAGGCCGUCAUGUACCUGCAGGAAGGUUUGCGUCUCGCGGAGCAGCUGGGCCGGAGAGAGGACGAGGCGAAGAUCCGUCACCGCCUGGGGCUGUCGCUCUGGGCCAGUGGUAACCUGGAGGAGGCCCAGCACCAGCUGUAUCGCGCGUCUGCCCUGUUUGAGACGAUUCGUCAUGAGGCCCAACACAGCACUGAUUACAAGCUCUCCCUGUUCGACCUCCAGACGUCCUCUUACCAGGCGCUCCAGAGGGUCCUCGUCAGCCUCGGUCACCAUGACGAGGCCCUCGCCGUGGCAGAGAGGGGUCGAACGCGAGCUUUUGCCGACCUGCUGGUGGAGAGACAGACCGGACAGCAAGACUCAGAUCCUUACACCCCCGUCACGGUGGAGAACAUUCUGGACACGGUCAACGGCCAGCGCGCGCUGGUGCUGUACUUCUCCCUGGCCGCGGGCUACCUGUACAGCUGGCUCCUGGCCCCUGGCUCAGGUAUUCUGAAGUUCCACGAGGUGUAUUUGGGUGAGGGCAUGUCGGACAGCGGAGCGUCGGACUUCCAGGAGGGCAGCAGUAGCACUCUGCAGGCCGGGGGAGGUCCUGGGGGCUCCUCUCUGGAGCAGUACAUCGCCAGCGCUAGGGAGGCUCUUGGAGUCGACUCCUACUACAGCAGGGCUUGUUCGAGCAGUGAGACGGAGAGCGAAGCAGGCGAACUGCUGGACCAACAGUUUGAAGAGCUCAGUAACAAGUUAAACUCCGUCAACGACCCCACGGGGUUCCUGAGAAUGGUCUCCAGAAACAACCUCUUUAACAGAAGCUGCCAAAGCAUGACCAGUCUGUUCAGUAACACAGUGUCUCCAGUGAAAGAGAGCAGUUCGUCUUUACCCCGUCGCCCCAGUGCACUCAGCAAACCGCCCCUACGAGCCCUCUACGACCUUCUCAUCGCACCUAUGGAAGGGGGGCUGAUGCACUCCAGUGGGCCUGUGGGGAGACACAGACAGCUGGUGCUGGUUCUGGAGGGAGAGCUGUACCUGAUCCCGUUCGCCCUGCUGAAGGGCAGCUCCUCAAACGAAUACCUGUACGAGCGUUUCAGUCUCAUCGCCGUCCCGUCCAUCGGCAGCCUCGGCGCCAACGCCAAGGUUCACCCUCGGCGGGCGGGGCCGCUGCUGUGCAGCGGUGGCAGCUCCAUGGCGGCGGUGGUGGGGAACCCCCGGCUCCCCCCCGCGGUGAUGGACCGCUGGCUGUGGGGGCCCAUGCCCACGGCCGAGGAGGAGGCGCACAUGGUGGCGGACCUCCUGGGGUGCCAGCCUCUGGCCGGGCCGGCCGCCACCAAGGAGCGGGUGAUGAGCGCCCUGUCCCAGGCAGAGUGCGCCCACUUCGCCACGCACGUCUCCUGGAAGCUGGCGGCCCUGGUCCUCUCGCCCAGCCAGGACGCGGGCACGGGAGCCGGCGCGGCCGCUCCGUGCGGAGGCGCGGGCGGAGGAGGGGAAAGCGGGAGCAAAUCGAACUACACCAUACCCGAGAGCCUGCGCAUGCAGGACGACGCCAGCGACGCGGAGAGCAUCUGCGACUGCCCGUCACUGCAGGAGUUCCUCCUAACCGCCGCAGACAUACUGGACCUCAGGCUGCCUGUCAAACUGGUGGUUCUUGGUUCUUAUCAGGAGUCUGACAGUAAAGUGACGGCAGACGGAGUGGUGGGCCUGACCCGGGCCUUCCUGGCCGCGGGAGCGCAGUGCGUGCUGGUAUCUCUGUGGCCCGUCCCCGUCGCAGCCUCCAAAAUGUUCACCCACGCCUUCUACACGGCCCUGCUCAACGGGACCAAGGCCAGCGCCGCCCUCGCCGACGCCAUGAAGACCGUACAGAGCAGCAAACAGUUCUCUCACCCCUCCAACUGGGCAGGCUUCAUGCUGAUUGGCAGUGACGUGAAACUGAACAGUCCCUCGUCGCUGAUUGGCCAGGCCCUGGCUGAGAUCCUGCAGUAUCCAGAGAAAGCCAGGGAUGCCCUGAGGGUCCUGCUCCACCUGGUGGAGAAGUCUCUGCAGCGGAUUCAGAACGGCCAGCGGAACUCCAUGUACACGUCCCAGCAGAGUGUGGAGAAUAAAGUAGGCGGGGUCCCGGGCUGGCAGGCCCUGCUCACGGCGGUGGGCUUCAGACUGGACUCGGCCGGUACCGGGCUGCCCGCCGCGGUCUUCUUCCCCACCACGGACCCCGGAGACAGGCUCCAGCAAUGCAGUACCACCCUACAGUCUUUACUGGGUCUGCCUCCACCCGCUCUCCAGGCUCUCUGUAAACUGAUCGUGGCCUCAGAGACUGGAGAACAGCUCAUCAACAGGGCUGUUAAAAAUGUGGUAGGAAUGCUCCAUCAGGUUCUGGUCCAGCUGCAGACCGGAGAGAAGGAGCAGGAUUUCUCUCUGACGCCCAUCCAGGUGUCCAUCAGCGUCCAGCUCUGGAGACUACCCGGCUGCCACGAGUUUCUCGCUGCUUUGGGGUUUGACCUUUGUGAGGUAGGUCAGGAGGAGGUGGUGCUGAAGACAGGCAAGCAAGCGAACCGCCGCACCAUGCACUUUGCCCUGCAGUCUCUGCUGGCACUUUUUGACUCGACGGAGCUGCCAAAACGUCUCAGCCUGGACAGCUCCUCUUCUCUGGAAUCCCUGGCGUCGGCUCAGUCCGUUUCCCACCAGAUGCCCCUGGGAUACCCCAACCCCCCCUUCUCCCCCCCGUGUCCCGACAGCCUGGCCUCCGACGCCAUCUCCGUCUACAGCCUCAGCUCCAUCGCCUCCUCCAUGAGCUUCCUCUCCAGGCCGGAGGGAGCCAGCGACAUCAUCAGCCAGCGCUCGCGGCAGCAGGAGCUGGAGCGUCACCGCGGCGGGGCGGGACUCUUCGCCUCGCACCGGCACGCCGCGGUCCCCCGCAGCCGAUCCUCACCGCACGGGGCGGCCGGCGGCCAGGACGACGAGGAGUACGAGGGUUUCAGCAUCAUCAGCAGCGAGCCGCUGGGGAGCCAGUGCGACACCCUCCCGCGACCCGCGGGCCACAAGCAGAACCGUGGGGGCGGGCGUGGAGGCGCAGGCAGGGGGUAUGGAGCCUCGGUGUCCACCAGGGGCAGCGUUAGCACACCUACCUCCCCCGUGAAGGCCAGCCUGGUGCCCAGUCCCAAUUCGCCCUUCCAGAAGGUGGGGAAGGUGAGCAGCUCCGACACGGGCGAGUCGGAUCAGUCCAGCACAGAGACAGACAGCACUGUGAAAUCCCAGGAGGAGCGCACGUCAGGAGCACCCCUGGACCCACAAGAACUGGCGCAGAAGAUUCUGGAAGAGACCCAGAGCCACAUGCGAGCGGUGGAGACCCUGCACAGGAGCGCCGGACAUCCGGGCAGCGGCAGCGGCAGCAGUAGCGGCAGCGGCGAAGUGCCGAGGAACGGGGACGCCUCCACUCCCACGGGAGGGUCGGCCUUCAGGUCGUCCGAGACGAGCGCGUUCAGCCGUCCCAGUAGCAGGGCCAGCAUCAAGGCCCAGUCGUCUCCCGUCUCCACCCGCCCCAAGCCCCCGUCCCGAACCUCCUCCCUGCAGAAGGUCAGCUCCGGCUACAACAGCCCGGCCACGUCCGACACCUCCCUAAAGGACGGCAGCCAGCCGUCGCCGACCUCCGACAGCCACGCCCAGUUUAAACUCAAAUACCCCAGCUCGCCGUACAGCAGCCACAUCUCCCGCUCUCCCAGUAACAUCUCGCCCAGUUCGGGCCACCAGUCGCCCGCCGGCAGCGCCCCUUCCCCGGCGCUCUCGUACUCCUCCACCGGCUCCACCCGCUCCAGUCCGGCGGACGCCCCCGACAUCGACCGUCUCAAACUGGCCGCCAUCGACGAGAAGGUCCAAGCCAUCCACAAUCUGAAGACCUUCUGGGCCAAUGCCACACAGCAGCAGCACUCCGGGCCGAUGAGAGCUCUCCGUAGCGGCGGGGCCAAGAUGAGCACCGCCCAAAAAGACGUUCUAGGUCUCCUCAACCUCUCUCCACGCCACGGCAAGGCGAGCCAAGACACGACCGGCCACGAACUCCAGGAGAUGGGACUGCAGUCGAUCGAGCAAAGCUCCAGAAACCCGCCCAACGGCCAUCGCAAGCUCGACCCGAAAAGAGUCGUCCCCUCCCCCACGGCCUCCACUGGCAGCAGCCCCGGAUCUCACCCCAUCAGACUCCCCACGGGAAACGGGUACAAGUUUCUGUCGCCUGGAAGGUUCUUUCCCUCCUCCAAAUGCUGA